Molecule: messenger RNA, 1911 nt
Organism: Hypanus sabinus (Atlantic stingray)
Lineage: Eukaryota; Metazoa; Chordata; Chondrichthyes; Myliobatiformes; Dasyatidae
Gene: bean1
Product: brain expressed, associated with NEDD4, 1
Exons: 6
Coding region: 300-1241 (313 amino acids)
Molecular function (GO): protein binding
Source: RefSeq, a predicted model, not a curated record
GGGAGGGGGAUGAUCAGAUAGGGCGUACAGUUGUGUUGGAGAUCAAGGAUAUCCGUGCUCUAGCAGCGGCGGCGGCGGGGAAUCUUUUGACAGCGAGACGCACAGAGAGAUUGCGAUGGCAGUUUGUUCCGGCCGGCUAUCGGAGGGCUAGCAGGGCCCUCUCAUCUUCAAAGACAAAACUCCCCCCCGAUCUCUUGCAACUGAGUCACCCACCAUCAGGGAGGAGCUGAGACGAAGGAACAUUCAUCGAAAUAGUUAUUUAGCCGGCAUAUGCUGCUUAAUGGAUUGAAAACCGGCGCAUGGAGAUUAUCAGUUACCUAUACUCAGCCAGUCUGUUCUGCCUUCCUCUCAUCCUCGGGAGUUCUGUUCGGACCGGCCCAGGAGGAAAUCAGUCCAACUUCUAUGAACACAGCACACUGCCCUGCAAGAAGGACGAGCGACAAUGUGGGAAAGGCUUGUGUCUGCUCAACUGGCUGCGUUGUCACUACAGGAAGGACUGUGGCCGCGAGUACGCCUCCAUCAAGUUAAUAUGCUCAAAGCUGCUGUCGAACCAGAGCGGUGGGAGCCACGGGUAUCCGCACUACGAGAGCGGCAGUGAUGCCAACCUGCUAGUGUCACCCCUGGUCGUGGCGGGCAUCGUCAUCGGCCUGGUCCUCUUCCUCUCCUGCAUGACCAUCAUCGUCGGCAGCUUUAGGAAGGACAGCCGGCUGAGAAACUCCAACAUCAGGGCGGAAGCCAGUUACGCCCCAGAUGCCUUUUCGUUUGGAGAGUCCAUUGGUGAGCUAAGGUCAACUUGUAUUGAGGAUUAUCCACCUGUCUUUGACUUUGAUUCCUACACGGAGACACUCUCUCAGGUCAACGUGAUGUACCAAGAUUCUCCGCCACACUAUGAAGACUGUGUCCGUGACACGGGGCCAGGAAUGUACCUCCCAGAGGAUGACCCUCCGCCGUACUCCUUGACCGACCCCUGGCAAAGACGUGAUCCGACCCCCCGACUCCCCUCCGAGCAGGAACCCUCCGUCCUGGAGAGCGGAGGCUGCACGGACGGUCCGGCAACGGCCCCGGAGAGCCAGCAGGAAGCCGUCUCGUCCGUCUCCACCGCCUCGUUGCCAUCGGAUCAGGCCCCGCCUUACGAGCGAGUGGCUCGGCGCGGGCGUGACGUGGCACUCCCGAUGAUCCCACAGGCCGAACUGAAGGAGACAGCCGGGGAGGGCAGAUCCCUCGCCCGCACGAUCGUGUGAUGGGGAGCCUCGGGCGCGGCUUGGGGGCAGAGGCAGCACGACCUGUCGCCCACACCCUUCUUAUAAAAAAUGCCUAGCCUCCUCGCCCUCAGCCAGCCCUUGACCCUCACUCCCAUUGGCACAGGGAGCAUAGAGGAGCCUCGUGUGUGUGUGUAUGUGUGUGUGUGUGUGAGUGUGACCGGAGGGUCAGGAAAUUGUGUCUACCCUGUCUGCUUACACUGAGGGAGGAACCCUGCACCUUGCACCUGGAGGUGAUGGCAAGUUCAUGGGUUCAAGUCCUGCCCCAGGGACCUGAGGGAAAUAAUCUGUCCUGGGCAGGAAGAAGGGAGAAGCAUUAAACGAGCCCCCACCCCCCCUUCCUCGGCACUGCGUAAGGAAGAGCAGGGAAACCCUGCCCUGUGCCCUGAUUAAUAUUUCCCAUUAAAACUAAUUAUUUGCUAUGAGAUGUACUUUAUUUAUCUGAGAUGUACUAUUCUGAAGUUGGCGGGAUACUAUAGAGACGGGUCCUUUAAUGACGUGCUUAAAGUAUACUCUUCUGUCUGACAUUGAUGUUUUGUGACAGUUCCCUUCUUAUGACAACCCCGGUAUGGCAGAAGAGAGCAGUUAUAAAUGGACUUGGAUAUCGCAUUGUGUUAUGUGCAGUAUAUAGGACAGAAUAAAGAUACGAUUU